AUGCUCCUCUUUUGUCUUUCCAUCACUCGCUCCCUUUCUCUUUUUCUUCCAGGCCUCCUUUCAAUUCAAUUCAAAAGAUCUGCCAGGUACCUAAGUAUACUGUAUUUACACUGUACACAAAUUAAUAAGCAAAAAAUUGACAACAAGGUGGGAGGGAGAGAGAUCAGAUCGGGAUCUUGGUUCAUCCCACCUGUAUUCCCUUCCAAGAAUCAAUCUGACCAGGAAAGCAGACUGCAAGCAGAUCGACAUGCAGGUGCAGAACAAAGGGCUCAUCUUCAAAGAACCCCCACCGCCUGGCCGGAGGUGGGCACACACCUCGCCGUCGAGGCACGAUCCUUUGAUCUCAACCAGGCCCCUCCGCCCGGCGGGGUGAUCACCAAGAACCUGUACAGCAGUCUGGAUCCGUACAUGCGCGGGCGGAUGCGCGACCCCAGGAUCCCGUCCUACUCGCCGCCGUACACGCUGGGGGAGCCCGUCACGGCGUACGCGCUGGCGCAGGUGCUUGUCUCGGACCACCCGCAGUACCGCAAGGGGGACAUCCUCUUCGGCCGGUUCAGCGUCGAGGAGUACAGCGCCGUGCCCCGGGAGGUGCUCGACUGGGACCAGACACGCAAGGUCGACAACCCCUACGGCGUGCCGCUGUCCAACUUCCUCGGCAUCCUGGGCAUGACGGGCCUGACAGCGUACUCGAGCCUGUACGAGAUCGGCCAGCCCAAGAAGGGCGAGACCAUCUUCAUCUCCUCGGCUGCCGGCGCCGUGGGCCAGAUUGUCGGCCAGAUCGCCAAGCUCGAAGGUCUGCGCGUCAUCGGCAGCGUGGGCGAUGACCGCAAGCUGGCCUUCAUUCUCGACGAGUUGGGCUUUGAUGCCGGCUUCAACUACAAGAAGGAGAAGCCGGCCGAUGCGCUGCGGCGCCUGGCGCCUCAGGGCAUUGACAUUUACUACGAGAACGUGGGCGGAGAGCAGCUCGAGGCGGCGCUCGACGCGAUGAACAAUUAUGGGAGAAUUGUUGCCUGCGGAAUGGUCUCCCAGUACAAUCUCCCGCUCGACCAGCGCUACGGGGUCAAGAACCUGUUCCAGAUCGUCGCAAAGCGGCUCAAGAUGCAGGGCUUCAUCGUCGGCGACCCGGGCUUUGGACCCAAGUAUUUCAAGGAGAGGAACGAGCGGAUUGCAGCGUGGCUCAAAGAGGGCAGGAUCAAGAGCAAGGAACACAUCACCGAAGGCAUUGACCAUGCUGCAGAUGCUUUUGUCGCCAUGCUCCGGGGCGAGAAUUUCGGCAAGGCGAUUCUGAAGAUUGCGGAUCCGGAGUAA
Rasamsonia emersonii CBS 393.64 is the source of this 1308-nucleotide messenger RNA. Its product is annotated as Zinc-type alcohol dehydrogenase-like protein PB24D3.08c. The transcript has 7 exons. The record is from RefSeq and is a predicted model, not a curated record. Gene Ontology annotation, molecular function: oxidoreductase activity, acting on the CH-CH group of donors, NAD or NADP as acceptor. NCBI's taxonomy places the organism in Eukaryota, Fungi, Ascomycota, Eurotiomycetes, Eurotiales, Trichocomaceae. Bases 1 to 1308 code for a protein of 435 amino acids.